This is a messenger RNA of Oncorhynchus keta (chum salmon), 1693 nucleotides long. Its product is annotated as serine/arginine repetitive matrix protein 4. Gene Ontology annotation, cellular component: nucleus. Gene Ontology annotation, molecular function: mRNA binding. The coding region runs from base 675 to 1562 and encodes 295 amino acids. NCBI's taxonomy places the organism in Eukaryota, Metazoa, Chordata, Actinopteri, Salmoniformes, Salmonidae. The record is from RefSeq and is a predicted model, not a curated record. Gene Ontology annotation, biological process: mRNA processing; regulation of RNA splicing; neuron maturation. The transcript is spliced from 9 exons.
CGUACAGAACACACGCAUACAUACACACUCACACUCACUCAUGACCCUGCGCGCCCACAAACUCAGACAUACACAGUCAGCGAAACACUCGCCUCAGCUCUCAGAACUCAUCCACGUGCUGGUGUGUUGAGAAACACUCUGUCACACAUUCCGUUCGUCACUGGCUCCUUGGCUCUGACCGGAGAGAAUGCUUCUGCUGUAUCGCAUAUGACUCCAUGCCUGCUCUAACUGAAGAGUGCUACAGAACACAGAGCAGAGCGGAAGCAGCAGCUGUGACUGAGGAACAGAGGAGGAGAAAUGCUAACCCCCCUCUGAGAGAACAAAAAGCAGCCUGACGUUGUGGCAGCAGCAGAAACAGCCUUUGUCUUGUCCUGCUUGGUUCACAUGCUCCCCCCGUAGAAGAAAUCAGAAGAGAGGAGACCAGAGGAGAGGAGCCGCACUGAGCACUGACACACUGGCCUACUCUACCAGAGAGAGAAAGGGUUGGCUGUUUGAUGUGUGUUAUCCUGUUGCUCUUCCCUGUGUGGAUUCAGUACUUGGACAGCUCCAGAGCACUAGGUCCGCUCAGCAACACAGUGUGUAUUUUUGCUGGUCGUGUGUUACAGUCUAUGUGAAGUCUCACUCGUCGAGACUCCAUCUCCAGGGAAGCCCUGGACCCCCAUUCCCAGCCCUCCAUGGCUCUCUCCCUGGCUCCCUGCAGCCCUCUCUCCCUGGGGACAGCAGACAGCAUGGCCAGCCUGGAGCACCAGGGGGAGAAGCAGCUCUUUGAGAAGUUCUGGAAGGGGACGUUUAAAGCUGUGGCCACACCGAGACCAGAGAGCAUCAUCGUGGCAAGCAUCACCGCCAGUAGGAAGGUUAUCAGUACGGAGACAACAGCCUGCCAGCCACUCAAAGCCGAUGAGAGAAAAGGGGAGGUCGCGGACACCAAGGUGGACACAACCACAGACAGAAAUGGAUGCAUUAGAGACAUAGGACGACACAAACAUAGCAGCUAUCAUCGUACACGGUGUGUGUCAUUUGAUGACGAUCUCUCCCCUUGGCCCCACGCUCCCAAAGGGAAGAAAAAGAAAAGGAAAUCGGAGAGAAAGAGGAAGAGGAAAAGGUCUCCAUCCUACAGCCUGUCACCAGUGAGGAAGAAGAAGAAGAAGAAGAAGAAGAAGAGCUCUAAGAAAAGCAAACGCCACAGGUACACCUCUAAAAAGACAAAGCACAGCUCUUCAAGCUUGAAACAUAAGAGGAAGGGUGAUCGAAAGCACAAAAAAAGCUCACGGAGUCACACAAAGCGGAGACGACGCUACCGGAGGUCAGAGUCAGAGAGUUCCACCUGGCGCUCCUCCAGCGCCGAGAGCAGCCAUCAUCUGCACAAAUCAGUGAAUCGCCCUGUGUUGGGAGGCCUAGCAGCCCAGAGGGAGGACCCUAGUACAGCGCACCUGGACCACAGAGCGUUUGAGUGGGGGUCCGCCGCCAAGUCAGUCUGUAAAACGACUCCAAUCUUUCGCUCCGUCCUUUCUACUGGCACCGAGGAAAUCUUGAUUGGUCUUGCAGUCAAAACCUGGCAGUGAGGUUUUAAACACGACAGUAGUUCACCAUCACACUCUGACCAAUCAGAGCAAAGGACCUCAGGAUUACGAUUCCGGGAAUGACACGUCUUCACCACCGUCGACCAAAACCAGCAUUUCACGGACAAACGUCA